Messenger RNA from Punica granatum (pomegranate), 6340 nucleotides. Lineage: Eukaryota; Viridiplantae; Streptophyta; Magnoliopsida; Myrtales; Lythraceae. The record is from RefSeq and is a predicted model, not a curated record.
UCCCGUUCUCUCUCUUCCCUCCUCCGCCCAUUUAUUGCAGCAGGCAGCCAACCCUUCGCCAUCACCCACCGGCGCCACCGCAGCCUCCGCCCUCAUCUCCUUCCGCUCCUACCUCAUUCUUCUCUCCUCUUAGCCUAUCCUCCCUCUCUCUUCUUCCUUGCCUCCAUUCUCAGCCUUCGUCCUUGCCACUUGCCUCACUACCUACACGCUCUCUUCGCACUCGCCUUCCUAACUCCCUUUCUUUCUAAUACCUUACGACGAUGUCCCCUCUCGCGAAGGCCACGAAGGGAAGCGACAGUCUUUCCUCCUCUCCCCUAUCUUCCUCACUAGAUCCUCGCUCGCCCUCUCUCUCUCUCUCUCUCUCUGUUGCAAUGAAGCUGACUUCGAAUUCGUCGAACCCACCUACACAUUGGAACUGGAAGCCUGACAUUGGUAGAGGUGAGGCGUCACUGCUACGAAGAAGUAUAAAUCUGCUAAGAGGGAGACGAAAGAGAGUUAACAAAGGGGGAGGGAGAGAGGCUUGGGGGGGACUUGCGCAUUCGCGGUUUUCGGAAGAAGGGAGAGAAAAAUUUGGGAAUCAUUUGAAAUAGUUAGUGGGGCCACUAUUACAGGUGGCGGAAGGUAAUCGGUUACUUCAUUGAUGACGUGGUGAACUUAGUUCACCCAAUAAUUUCUCCGUUCACGUGGUUGCUGGAGUUCCUGAAACCAUGAAAUCCCGUACGAACGAAGAAAAAGGAAGCAAGCGAGAGAGAGAGAGAGAGAGAGAGAGAGAGAGAGAGAGGACGUUGGGAAGCGGAAGAAGAAGAGGAGGAAGAGGAAGAAGGAAGGAAAGACUGACAAAACCUGUCCCAGAAGAGGAGCCAGCGGGAAUGGUGGUGAUGAUUCCUAUUACUCGCGUCGUUUGAUUUCCGCCACCCCCGGCCCGGAGUGGAGAAGAGGAGAAGAAGGGGUUCAGAGGCCUUGCAUUGCCCAUUUCCCACCGGGACGGGACCCCUUUUCUCUAUCCUAUCAACAGCAACGCCAUUUUCCCUCCGCAUUGCCCAUUUCCAUUCUCUCGAUCGUCUCUUCAUAAUCAAUCAUUACAGGCAGUUGAGUGAACCCGCUACUCGGUUACGUCCGUCCGGUUGAAGCCAGAAAGAUAGCCUGAAUCUUCCCAUGUGGUUUAAGGUGCAUUGGCUGCUCAUGGUCUAUUCGGCAUUGGGUCUGCAUUGCCGGUGACUGGAAUUUAGGGCUCCUCGGAUCUCAAAUUGUCAGGGCAAUGGUGGGUCUCCUCAAUCUGUUUCGUAUUCAUUCCUGCAGGCCAAUUUCGCGGUUGGGUCUCUCUUGUGGGUGGAGGAUCCUGAGGUAGCUUGGAUAGAUGGUGAAGUUGUGGAGGUCGAGGGUGAUGAGAUAAAGAUAAAUUGCAGCUCAGGAAACUUGGUUGUUGCAAAAGCAUCCAAUGUCUAUCCAAAGGAUCCUGAAGCUCCAGAAUGCGGUGUUGAUGAUAUGACAAGGCUAGCAUAUCUUCAUGAACCUGGAGUGUUGGACAAUUUAAGACGCCGAUAUGAUAUGGAUGAAAUAUAUACUUAUACAGGAAAUAUAUUGAUCGCCGUGAACCCUUUCAGAAGGCUACCCCAUUUGUAUGAUAAUCAGACGAUGAAGAAAUACAAGGGAGCUUUCUUUGGUGAAUUGAGCCCCCAUCCUUUUGCUAUUGCAGAUUCUGCAUAUAGGCAGAUGAUUAGAGAGGGAAUCAGCCAGGCAAUUUUGGUAAGUGGAGAAAGUGGAGCGGGUAAGACGGAGAGCACAAAGAUGCUCAUGUCCUAUCUUGCCUUUAUGGGAGGUAGAGCUGCAUCUGAGGGACGAACUGUGGAGCAACAAGUUCUAGAGUCCAAUCCUGUUUUAGAAGCAUUUGGUAAUGCCAAGACUGUCAGAAAUAACAACUCUAGUCGUUUUGGUAAAUUCGUGGAGUUACAAUUUGAUGAAAGUGGAAGAAUUUCGGGAGCGGCAAUAAGAACAUAUUUAUUAGAACGCUCACGUGUUUGUCAAUUGUCUGAUCCUGAGAGAAACUACCAUUGCUUUUAUAUGCUCUGUGCUGCACCUUCAGAGGACGUUGAGAAGUAUAAAUUGGGAGACCCCAGGAAUUUUCAUUAUCUUAACCAGUCGAAUUGCUUUGAGGUUGACGGGUUGGAUGAUUCAAAGGAGUAUCUUGCCACUAGGAAGGCUAUGGAUGUUGUUGGGAUUAGCUCUAAUGAACAGGAUGCAAUAUUCCGAGUUGUUGCUGCUAUACUUCAUUUAGGAAACAUUGAAUUUGCGAAGGGGGAGGAGGCGGAUUCUUCUGAACCCAAGAAUGAUGAGUCUCGCUUUCAUCUUAAGAUGGCUGCUGCACUUUUUAUGUGUGAUGAUAAGGCUCUUGAAGAUUCCCUGUGCAAACGGGUAAUUAUGACUCGUGAUGAGGCCAUAACAAAGUGGCUCAACCCAGAGGCCGCAGCUGUCAAUAGAGAUGCUUUAGCUAAGAUCGUUUAUUCGAGAUUGUUUGAUUGGAUUGUGGAGAGGAUCAAUAGCUCGAUUGGACAAGAUCCUCAUUCAAAAUUCAUUAUUGGGGUUCUAGAUAUAUAUGGAUUUGAGAGUUUCAAGACGAACAGCUUCGAGCAAUUUUGCAUUAACUUGACAAAUGAAAAAUUGCAGCAACAUUUUAAUCAGCAUGUCUUUAAGAUGGAACAGGAAGAAUAUACCCGAGAGGAAAUUGACUGGAGUUAUAUAGAAUUCAUUGACAAUCAAGAUGUCCUCGAUCUGAUAGAGAAGAAACCAGGUGGGAUCAUCGCUCUUUUGGAUGAGGCCUGCAUGUUCCCAAGAUCUACCCAUGAGACCUUUGCUGAAAAGCUUUAUCAGACAUUUAAAGAUCAUAAGCGCUUCAGCAAACCAAAGUUGUCAAGAACCGAUUUCACGAUCUGCCAUUACGCUGGGGAUGUAACAUACCAAACAGAAUUUUUCCUCGACAAAAACAAGGACUAUGUUGUUCCUGAGCAUCAAGCCCUCCUGAGUGAUUCUAGAUGUUCCUUCAUUAAGGACCUAUUCCCACCUCUACCUGAGGAAUCAUCCAAGACAUCAAAGUUCUCAUCAAUAGGUUCUAGGUUUAAGCAACAACUACAAGCUUUGCUUGAAACACUCAGCGCUACCGAGCCUCAUUAUGUCCGCUGUGUUAAGCCAAAUAAUCUUCUUAAGCCGUCGAGUUUUGAGAACAGCAAUGUCCUGCAGCAACUACGAUGUGGUGGAGUCAUGGAGGCAAUAAGGAUAAGCUGCGCGGGAUACCCCACAAGAAAGACUUUUGAUGAAUUUGUUUCUCGCUUUGGCAUUUUCUCCCCAGAUGUUCUUCGUGGAGGCACUGAUGAGGUUGCUGCCUGCAAGAAGAUAUUAGAGAAAGCCAACCUUCAAGGUUACCAGAUUGGAAAGACAAAACUAUUUCUUCGGGCUGGUCAGAUGGCAGAAAUGGAUGCCCGUAGAAAUGAGGUUUUAGGGAUAUCAGCAAUCAAAAUUCAAAGAAAAGUUCGCACAUAUUUCACUCGCAAAAGCUUCAUUAUGUUGCAGCAUUCCGCCAUUCAAAUUCAAGCCAUCUGUAGGGGAGAAGUGGCACGGAAUCAAUAUGAAAGCAUGAGAAUGGAAGCUGCUUGCCUGAAAAUCCAAAAUAUAUGGAGAAUGUGCCUUGCAAGGGAAGCUUACAAUAGCCUUUGCUAUUCUGCUCUUUGUAUUCAAGCAGGCUUGCGUGGAAUGGCUGCUCGUAAUGAGCUCCAGUACAGAAAGCGGACAGAGGCUGCAAUCACCAUCCAGAGUCAUUGUCGGAAAUUCUUGGCUCGACUACAUUAUCUGAGACUAAGAAAAGCAGCAAUUGCAAUGCAAUGUGCCUGGCGAGGAAAGGUUGCACGGAGAGAGUUGCGGAAGCUUAGAAUUGCUGCUAAAGAAACUGGAGCUCUUCAAGCUGCAAAAACUAAGUUGGAAAAGGAGGUUGAACAGCUAACCUGGCAUUUACAGCUGGAGAAGCGAAUGAGGGCUGAUCUUGAGGAAGCUAAAACCCAAGAGAACAGGAAGUUGCUGUCUGCUUUGCAAGAUAUGAAAAUUCAGCUCGAAGAAACGAAGGCCAUGCUUCUCAAGGAGCGUGAGUCCGCCAAACUAGGGGCUGAGCAAGCUCCAGCAGUAAAUGAGAUACCUGUUGACGAGAUGAUGGAAAAACUUGCGGCCGAGAAUGAGAAUCUCAAGGCUCUUGUCAAUUCGUUGGAAAAGAAAAUUGAUGGAACUCAGAAGAAAUAUGAAGAGUCGAACAAGCUCAGUGAAGAGAGGCUCCAGCAGGCCUUGGCGGCAGAGUCAAAAAUAAUCGAGUUGAAGACUGCCAUGCAAAGGCUUGAAGAGAAAGUGUCCGAUAUGGAAGCUGAUGAUCAAAUUCUUAGGCAGCAACUUAUGACAAACACAUCGAUGAAGAAAAUGUCAGCACAUUUGUCCAUGAGCAAGGAUCAGCCCAUAGAAAAUGGUCACCAUAUCCCUGUACCAGUAAAAAGUUUAGUUUCGGAGUCUUGCAAGAGGAAAUCUAUCGAAAAGCAGCAGGAGAGUGUAGACGCGCUUAUCAAAUGUGUCAGCCAGCAUCAAGGUUUUAGUGAAGGCAAACCUGUUGCUGCAUUUACUAUCUACAAAUGCCUUUUACAUUGGAGAUCAUUUGAAGCGGAAAAAACUAGUGUCUUUGAUCGACUGAUUCAGGUUAUUGGUGCUCAACUUGAGAAACAGGACGAUAAUGAGCAUAUGAUCUACUGGCUAUCGAACACUUCUACAUUGUUGUUUAUGCUUCAACGCAGUUUAAAGGCUACUUGUUCAUCUAGUGGGACCCCAACUAAGAAGCCCACAUCAUUAUUUGAGAGGAUGACACGGAGUUUUCGUGCCUCUCCUUCUUCAGCCCACCUUGAGGUAGUACCACAAGUUGAUGCCAAGUACCCAGCUUUGCUUUUUAGGCAGCAGCUUACAGCCUACGUUGAGACUUUCUAUGGAAUUAUUUGGGACAAUCUUAAGAAUGAAUUGUCAUCGUCUCUUUCCUCUUGCUUACAGCAACCAAGCACAUCGAGUUCAAAUUUGUCCAGAGAGCCUGAAGGGUCCUUCAAUAACUCUUCCCAAGCUAGUCCCUGGAAAAGCAUCACUGAGAGCCUCAAUAGUCUUUUAUCUACAUUGAAGAAUAACUAUGUGCCUCUGGUUCUUGGCGAGAAGAUCUUUAGACAAACUUUUCAGUAUAUCAAUGUCCAGCUAUUUAAUAGCUUGCUACUAAGGCAAGAAUGCUGCACCUUUAGCAAUGGGGAAUAUAUCAAGGCUGGUUUGGAUGAAUUAGAGAUAUGGUGCAAUGAAGCAACCAGAGAGUAUGCAGGCUCGUCCUGGGAUGAACUUAAACACAUCAGGCAGGCUGUUGGAUUCUUGGUUAUCCACCAGAAGUCGAGAAUCACCUAUGAUGAUAUUACUAAUGACCUCUGUCCGAUACUGAGUGUCCAGCAGCUAUAUCACAUGUGCAUGCUGUAUUGUGAUGACAACUACAAUACUCCGAGUGUAGCUCCUGAAGUAAUAUCAAGCCUACGAGUUCUCAUGACAGAGAACUCCAAUGGCGAUGAUGAAAGCAUCUCCGUUUUAUUAGGUGAUAACUCCAGCAUUCCAUUCUCUGUCGAAGAGAUCUCGAAUCCAUUCCACCCGAAAGACUUUUCUGUUGUGAAACCUGCUGCAGAACUUCUCAAGAAUCCGGCCUUCCAAUUUUUACAGGAGUGAGGUCAUGUCCUUUGCCGUCUUCUGGAGAACUCAAAGUGCUUCUACAGCCAUCCAAGAUCGCACGUACCCACUGUAAAAAGCAACCCCAUUUUUUUAUCUUCAUUCAACUUUAGAGAUGUGUAGUUCAUCUGGCCUCUCUGCUGUAGACGUUGAGGGUUUGUAGAAAACCUUCGAUUGCCAUUCUUUUAUUCAGUUUCAUGACAGCUAGGAGGGUCUAUGGUACGGCGUCUGUUGGAUUAGUCUAGUUGGGAUAUAGGAGACUGACGAGGAGUCCAGCCUAAAGUGACGGCUCAUAUUCUAGAAGACUCAAGCUGCUACAAAAGAAUAAUAUUGCUAUAGUAUAGUUUCCCUUAAUUAGAUGUUAUUUCAUAUAUUAGCUUGAUAUAGGAGUUAGAAGUUUCCUAUUUCAUAUUAUUUCCUUGUUUCAUUUUAGGAAUAUAAUUUAAAAGAAUUAGAUGUCAGUUUUUUAUUUUAUAGUCAAGGGAGGUGUCUUCCCUCUAUAUAUAGGCUAUUCACCUCAUUGGAAAAUGAUAUCUCAGAAACUCUUAAUAUUUAAUAAUACUUUGAGUUUGCACAA